ACGUCGCUGCGAUGACGUCACUUAAGGUCCGGUUUUUGGGGCGGGGCUUUCUUUGCGGCGCCCUUCAAAUCCCGUUCGGUCCCUCCGAGCCGCCAUUCCGGUAAACGUCUCUCCUCGGCCGCUUCCUCUCAUGCGCUGGCGGCACUUUCUGUGCCGAGCGUUCUCAGUUAUGACGGGACCAAGGCCAGUUGUCCUGAGCGGGCCCUCGGGUGCUGGGAAGAGCACUUUGCUGAAGAAGCUGCUGAAGGAUUACGAAAACGUCUUCGGUUUCAGCGUCUCCCAUACCACAAGGAACCCAAGACCGGGAGAAGUCAAUGGAAAAGAUUACCAUUUUGUGACUCGAGAAGAGAUGCAGAAGGAAAUCGAUGCUGGAGGCUUCAUUGAAAACGCAGAGUUUUCUGGGAACAUGUAUGGAACAAGCAAAGCUGCCAUCCAGGCGGUCCAAGCACAGAACCAAAUCUGCAUCCUGGAUGUCGACAUGCAGGGCGUGAAGAACAUCAAGAAGACGGACCUGAAUCCCAUCUACAUCUCCGUCCAGCCACCAUCCAUAGACGUCCUGGAAAAACGGUUACGGGACAGACAGACAGAAACAGAAGACAGUUUACAGAAACGGCUACAUGCAGCUCGUGUCGAUAUGGAGCUCAGUAAAGAGCCAGGUCUUUUUGACUUGGUCAUCGUUAACAACGACUUGGAAGAAGCAUAUUCUGAACUGAAAAGCGUUCUUGCUGACGAAAUCCAGAAGGCGCAGGGAUCCAAGAAAUCAUGAAGCCCAGCUGCUGGGACCUUGACGACAUUCCCGGUGUCUUUUGCUGCUUGUUGUUCCGCGUUAGAGAAAAAUAAAGACACUCACACACACACAUUCCCUUCCAGGACCCAUUUAGGGUACUUUCUAUUAAAGAAGAAAAGCUUCCAAACUCA
Messenger RNA from Anolis carolinensis (green anole), 918 nucleotides. RefSeq names its product guanylate kinase 1 (gene guk1). Lineage: Eukaryota; Metazoa; Chordata; Lepidosauria; Squamata; Anolidae. Bases 131 to 766 code for a protein of 211 amino acids. The record is from RefSeq and is a predicted model, not a curated record. Gene Ontology annotation, biological process: purine nucleotide metabolic process. Gene Ontology annotation, molecular function: GMP kinase activity. Gene Ontology annotation, cellular component: cytosol. The transcript is spliced from 8 exons.